This is a messenger RNA of Cuscuta europaea, 2623 nucleotides long. Lineage: Eukaryota; Viridiplantae; Streptophyta; Magnoliopsida; Solanales; Convolvulaceae. The record is from the annotation of a GenBank genome assembly.
CGACGGAAUGCUCAUGAACAAGAACUGGAACGACAGAACGCAGCAGAACCCCAAUUCCCAAACCCUCUGCAGAUAUGAGCGAAGUGCGGUAACGAAUCACUGCCCCGACUCCGGCGAAGGUUAAUCUCCGGCGAGCGACAGUGAAGUCUCCCUAUUUUGUCAAUACUACUUCACUUUCAUCUUCUUCAACAUUCUAGGGCCCUCAUUUCCUCAGGACCGGCCCUGAAUGCAGGGAACUCCUCAAAUACUGCUAUACUGGACAUGGUUAUAGAGGAAGAGGGUAGGUAUGUGCACAAUGGUUCAUCAUUUGUGGAUGGGCAAGGAAGUGAUGAUGAUGCUGACGAUAACAUCAACGGUGAUGACAUGACAGAAUCCGAUGAAGAUGAUUGUGAUACUAUCACGGCAUCUAACCACUUUACUAGAAUAUAUGAUCUCCCUGAAGGCUUUACCGAUGUGUGUAUGAGUGGAGCAGGUAUGAAAAGAUUUAGACCCGAAGGUGAGUUUGAGGUUGGUCAACAGUUUGACAACAAAGAACAAGUCAUCAAUAUGGUGAGCUUGUAUUCUAUUAAAAGGAACCAAUUUUAUCAGGUGCUGGAGUCCGAUAAACACAAAUGGGUUGCAGAGUGCAAGAGGAAGAAGGAACGUGAUUGCCCCUGGAGAAUACGCGCCACAAAAAACAAAGGCAACCUCAACAGCUUCACAAUUGUGCGUUAUCCUGGACCUCAUUCUGCUACCUGUGUUGGCAACACCGACAGUACUGAUCACGUGGCGAUGACUUCUGAUUUCAUUGCUAAAGAUAUGAUUGACAUUCUUCGCAAUGAUCUUCCCUAAAAGUGCAUAUUAUCAUUGAGAUGCUGAAGAAAAAGUAUGGGUAUACAGUAUCGUACAUGAGAGCAUGGAUUGGCAAACAGAAGGCCAUUGCAGAAAUAUUUGGCGAUUGGGAGAGGUCAUAUUCUAAAUUGCCCCGUUUCAUGACAGCGCUCCAACAUUCCAAUCAUGGAAAUGUUGUUCAUUGGUACCCACCCCCUAUUACUCCAACAGGUUAUAUGUAGUUUCAGAGAGUUUUUUGGGCAUUCAAGCCUUCAAUACAUGGUUUUAAGCAUUGUCGACUCGUACUUACUAUUGAUGGCACGCAAUUGUAUGGGAAGUACAAUGAUACAUUGCUCGUGCUAUGGGUAGUGAUGCGAACAACCAAAUAUUUCUCGUGGCCUUUGCUGUUGUUGAAUCUGAGAAUGGGGAGAGUUGGCCAUGGUUUAUGGCAUGCAUUAGGGAGUUUGUCACUGAUAGGGAGUUGUGUGUCAUUUCUGAUCGACAUGCGGGUAUAGUCAAGGCUAUGAAUGAGGUGGGCAGUACUUGGGAGGAGCCUUAUGCGCACCAUAGGCUAUGUAUCCGUCAUAUUGCAUCGAAUGUGCACACUCAUUUCAAAGACAUUCACCUAAAUAUUUGUUUGUUUGGACCGCACGGCAACAUCAGAAAAAGAAAUUUGAUGGUGGGUUCAAGAAGAUAGGGGAAAUGCGGGUGGAGGCGCGACAAUUUUUGGGGAACAUUCCCUUGGAAAUGUGGUCAUUACACCACGAUGGCGGAUACAGAUGGUACCAUCACUUCUAAUCUGGCUGAGGUUUUCAACAGCGUAAUAAAAAAUGCCAGAUAUUUGCCCAUCACCGCUUUGGUCCAGGUUUCUUUUUUCCGCGUUAAUGCUUAUUUUGUUAAUAGGCGUGAAAGCAGUAAAGCAAGAGUGACUGAAGGCCACGACUACUCUCCAUACAUAACGGAUUUGAUUGAGAAGAAUAGAGAGAAGGCGAAGCAUCACAGUGUUACUCCAUAUGAUAUAGGCCGAGGGAUAUAUCAGGUGGAAACAGGAUGUGGUGGCUGAGCGUUGGGAAAGGGUGGGAGAAAAUAAACUGUCCAUCUGCGGCUGCGUACUUGCACAUGUAAAAAGAUUGAAAUUUAUAAGAUUCCACACUCUCAUGUAUUAGCCGUGUGCAAACAACGUAGUUUGUCUUCUCAUCCAUUUGUGGAUCCAUUUUUCUCAUCUCAACAAUACGCCGCCACAUAUCAAAGAAUCUUUAAACCCAAUCCCGAUCGUGAUUAUUGGCUGACUUACUAUGGACCUGAAAUUGUGCAUGAUCCAUCCAUGAUUCGGUCUAAGGGAAGACCUAAGUCCACACGUAUUAAGAAUGAGAUGGAUGAAGGUCACCGAGGAACGGUUAGAUGUGGAAUAUGUAAAUAAACCGGUCAUAAUAGGGCCACAUGUGCAAAGAGAUCAUCAAGAGAUGGAGGAGGGUCCACUGGGCAUGGAGGUGUCAGCGGAUCCUGGAUCGAGUGAUCGUUUUGUCCUGACAUUGCAAGCCUCGCACAAGAGUGAGGAUGUGUGGUUUGGCCAUCGACCCAGACUCAGCAGGAGAGAGUGGUUCUUCAACCACGCCAGCGGCGUAAACGUAGGCAGCAACAACAACAUCUCGAUGACCAAAACGAUCAAGAAGACCAUGAGAACUUGUAGUUUGUAUUUUCUAUUGGUGUUUUUCUUGUACACUAUAUGUUGUCUGAAGAAUUGACUUUAUUUUACAUAUUUCCACCUGUAAACUCUUUUAUGAUAUGUUGAUGUGUUCGAUUAUGAAUAUUA